UAUCCCCUCCCCAUUCUGUCACACAUUUUGCCCCCCUCCAGUUCUUCUCCUCUCUCGUCUUCUCUCCUCUUGCCUGCUGAUUCGCUCUUCUUUUCCUCUGACACUCUUCUCAGCAUUUCCCAGAUUGCCUUUAGAGAGGCUACACCCGCAAAGACGGCAGUAGUAUGUCCAUUGUGAGCAUCAUUGCCAGGGAAAUCCUGGACUCCCGGGGAAAUCCUACAGUGGAAGUCGACCUGAGGACUGAAAAGGGACUCUUCAGGGCAGCCGUACCUAGUGGAGCAUCCACCGGCAUUUAUGAAGCUCUGGAACUCCGAGAUGGAGACAAGAAUCGCUUUAAGGGCAAAGGUGUACUAAAAGCUGUCAGCCACAUCAAUGACACUCUUGGACCUGCACUCAUUGCAUAUGAGAUCAGUGUGGUGGAGCAGGAGAAACUCGACAACAUGAUGAUUGAGAUGGAUGGUACAGAGAACAAAUCCACGUUUGGUGCCAAUGCCAUUUUGGGAGUUUCCCUGGCCAUCUGCAAGGCUGGUGCAGCAGAAAAGGAUAUCCCUCUGUAUCGUCACAUUGCUGACUUGGCUGGAAACACAGAAUUAGUGUUGCCAGUUCCUGCCUUUAAUGUGAUAAAUGGUGGAUCCCAUGCUGGUAACAAGCUGGCCAUGCAGGAGUUUAUGGUGCUGCCUGUAGGUGCAGAAUCAUUUCGCGAUGCUCUGCGUGUGGGGGCAGAGCUCUAUCAUACGCUGAGGGGUGUGAUCAAGGAGAAAUAUGGUCAGGAUGCCACUAACGUGGGAGAUGAGGGAGGAUUUGCACCAAACAUCGUAGAAAACAGUGAAGCCCUUGAGUUGAUAAAGACUGCCAUAGACCAGGCUGGUUUCACUGAUAAGGUUGUGAUUGGAAUGGACGUGGCCGCCUCCGAGUUCUACCGAGAUGGAAAGUAUGACCUGGACUUCAAAUCACCGUCAGACCCUGACAGACAUAUCACUAGUGAGGAGCUCUUAGAGAUCUACCAGAGUUUUGUCAACAACUAUCCAGUGGUGUCCAUUGAGGAUCCCUUUGAUCAGGAUGAUUGGGCAGCCUGGACCCACAUGACUGCUUCUGUGGGGAUCCAGAUAGUGGGUGAUGACCUUACGGUGACGAAUCCAAAGAGGAUAGAGAAGGCAGCAGAGGAGCGUGCAUGCAACUGCCUACUCCUCAAGGUCAAUCAGAUCGGCACGGUCACAGAGGCCAUCCAAGCGUGUAAGCUGGCCCAGGCAAAUGGCUGGGGUGUGAUGGUGAGCCACCGCUCUGGGGAGACAGAGGACACAUUUAUCGCAGACCUUGUAGUGGGGCUGUGCACUGGCCAGAUAAAGACUGGCGCUCCUUGUAGAUCUGAGCGCCUGGCCAAAUACAACCAACUGAUGAGGAUUGAGGAAGAGCUUGGUGAUCAAGCGCGAUUUGCUGGCCAUAACUUCCGGAACCCCAGUGCCCUGUAAAAGCACUGCCAGCUGCGCAAAGUCCACACAAUACCUGACACAACAUGCACCGACCAAGUAUGACUGUACUGAAAAACAGUUAAAAAAAAAAAAAAAAGAAAAAAAAAGACAAUGCACUAUAGCAACUGACAAUAACUGUUUGCUACACCUACUGAUUCAAGAGAUGUAAUACAAAUCAAGACAGAUGGAACAGAUGAUGCCCAUGUGCAGGACAGACACACAAAAACAAUAUGCACUCGACUGGACUGACUACAAAGCAACAGAGCCAAUAAUUUGCAUGGCAGAAAUCCAGACAGUGAAUUUAUGCAAACAGAAUGGCUUGAAAAGGCAGGUUAGGUGAGGUUUGGUGACAUACACUUGCACACAAUGACCUGAGACAAUGAGUGAGAAAGUAUAACAGAACAUGGUAGGGCUACUUCUGAUUAAAUACAGAACAAAAUCUUACUUUAUUUGAACAGAAUUUAGUGGAUGUUGUUUAUAUUAGAGAAAAUCUUAAUAAGUUAUAAGAUAAUAAGUUAUCUUUAAGGGAUGGCGUUCUACAAAAAUGCAUUUUUAACCUAAUUUUCCUCCAACCUCAGGUGUUACAGAUAAUACAUUGCUCCAGCCUAUUCAGUGUUACUGAUUUACCUAUUUUGAAGUGUGAUCUACUGCAGAGAGACUCAAAUGAAAUGGUGGGUGGAGGGUGGGUUGAUGGGCCAAACUAACUCAAUGUAUAAGGAAAAGUUAUCAAUGCUUCCAUUGUGUUUAAAUUGUCCAAGAGGAAUUGUGCUGAUGUUGACUGAACUGCUCAUCCCCAGAACAAAUGUACUUAAAGCCAAAAACCAAUUCUGUCAGGACUUUUACUUUGAGGACUCAAGUGUGUUCGUGAAAAUGAUUGCAAACCUGAUUGUGAACCAGCCUGCAACUCCAUGUGCCCUGGUUCAUUAGCUGAAGUUGUGUGCAGGCCUACCAUAGCAGGAAGAGAGACCUGAGGUCCAGCCAUGUCAGAGAUGGACAGCCAUCGAUGGUACAUGGUGGGGCAGAAGACAAAAGAUUCUGAAGCACAAAGUCAAAGCAACAGAGAUGGACACCCACAGACAGGACUUGCCUGCCAGAGAGAUGGACAGUCAGGCAUGCUUACACUGACAAUUGCACCUGUGUACGUGAACGAGUGCGUGCGUGCGCGCACACACACACACACACACACACACACACACACACGUGUGGCAGUCUUUCACCCCUUCACUCUAGCAUGAGUGCACUUUUAACCCCUUCUUCCCACCCACCCAUCCAUCCCACUCCACAACCAUGCCCUUUCUGGUCAUUAUGUUGUCAAGUCUAUAAUCAUGACUGGGGUAGGGAUUUAUUCCUCCAUUCUUGAGUUCCCCCACAUAUUUGUCUGUGGAGUCACCAUGGACAGAAGAGAAAAUAAAAAACAAAAACAACUUGCUUGCCAUAAAUUAAUGCCAUGAAAUAAAAUAGUAAUUUACUUCCA
Electrophorus electricus (electric eel) is the source of this 2943-nucleotide messenger RNA. RefSeq names its product enolase 2 (gene eno2). Gene Ontology annotation, cellular component: phosphopyruvate hydratase complex. Gene Ontology annotation, biological process: glycolytic process. The record is from RefSeq and is a predicted model, not a curated record. NCBI's taxonomy places the organism in Eukaryota, Metazoa, Chordata, Actinopteri, Gymnotiformes, Gymnotidae. Gene Ontology annotation, molecular function: phosphopyruvate hydratase activity; magnesium ion binding.